AUGCCUCUGCAAAAAACUCUCGAUGCUCUGUUAGCUCUUCUGAAGAACGAAGCCGUUCAGAGAUCUUAUCGAUUCUGUUUCUUCAUCGAUGCUCUGGACGAGUUUGAAGAUACCCCCCAGCACGAUGAUAAGUACAUGGUCGAUGCACUUCGCUCUUGGGUUCAGACUGCACCGAAUGUUAUCAAGCUAUGCGUAUCCAGUCGAGAACAUAAUGUGUUCGUGAACGCAUUCGCCGAUGGCCCAAGGAUCCGGUUGCAGGAACUGACUAGGCACGAUAUGGAGUGUUUCACACAGUCCAAGCUCGGAUCUAUACAUGAAGCCGCCAUUCGGGAGCGCCUCACACACGACAUCGUCGACAGAUCGGACGGUAUAUUUCUCUGGGUUGUUCUCGUCAUCAAGCAGCUCCGCCAAGCUUUGGAAGAUGGUCGCGACACAUCGUCUUUCGAGGAGGAGUUGGCGACGCUGCCCUCCGAGCUGGAAGAAUUGUUCGAGCACCUUCUCAAAUCCAUACAGAAAUCGCAGCGAAAAAAAGCGUAUCAGAUCUUUGCUAUGGUACAGGAACACGAGACUUUACCACACAGGCUGUCGCUGCUGUCUUGUCUACACAUAGACGCAUAUCAGGCAUACGGACAACUGGCAAUGAAGGAACCUUCUACAUCACCCAAGCUGAGCACCCAAGACGGAUUCGACCCGCAUAUAUGGUACGAAUCGCAGAUCAAAAAAGCACGUAUACUGCUACAAGGCUAUUGUAAGGGACUAGUCGAGGACCGGCCCGCCCCUGAAGUCCAUAAAGCGCGACUGGCCGAAAGAUCACGAAACGUUCCCCAACACUUCUAA
Molecule: messenger RNA, 837 nt
Organism: Alternaria ventricosa
Lineage: Eukaryota; Fungi; Ascomycota; Dothideomycetes; Pleosporales; Pleosporaceae
Exons: 2
Coding region: 1-837 (278 amino acids)
Source: RefSeq, a predicted model, not a curated record